ACGUAUCCCUGUCUCAGUUAAGGGGAACUAAUAUUCGAUUUUCGCCUGGCGGGUGACAGUGUUGUCGUGUUUGUUUACAGCGCAUACCGCCAGUAUUUUGCCACUACGUACUGACCAUGUGUGCACUGAAGACACGUUGUGAACUUUGAGCAUUUAUAAAGGCCACGCAGACAUCGAGUCAUGUGAUUUAAAAGACUAACUGAUUGGCAUCUCAUUCAUCUUUUGGAUAUAUACAUUAAUUAUUAAACAACAACCUUCAGUGACAACAGGAGGCUAUUUUAACACGUCACGGGAUAUACAGACCAUGACGUCAUGUUGAGCUCACCAUCUGUGGAUACCCACAACACACAACUUAUCGGAAACAACAUGGCGGACACGUCAGCUCUGCGCAGUGUGGGCUGUGUUCAUGUCUUAGCUGGACUGGUAACGUUUGCCAUCGGCGUGGUGUCCGGGCAUUGUACCUCUAUAUGGGAUGGCUAUGUGUGGGUAUUUGGACAGGAAUCUCGUUUCUUAUCUGUGGCAUCAUCAGCAUCAUUGCAGGGAAAUCGACAAACACGUUAACGGUACUAUUCAUGGCCUGUGUGAAUGUUCUGACCUUGAACUUUGCCUUCACGGGAGCCGUUAUCACCUUCAGCAGUUUGUUUCCAGACCCUCACUUUUAUUCUGUGAAGGAAGGCUAUGCCAACGGUGUUGUUCACAACCAGACGACCGGAACAGCCGUAGGCAUCACCCAUCUGGUCGUGUCAUUUAUUGAGAUUGUCACGUGCAUUACAGGUGUCAGAAUCUCCUGGAAGAUCAUGACGUCAUCAAUUAACGCCGAAGGUUAUCGAAGGACACAGUCCUAUGACGAGCCAUACACGUCCAUGGACAGCUAUUCCAUGCCGUCGUCGUCACAAACUCAGCGGCGAACUUUGGAAAAUCCUACUCCUCCACCGACAUACGAUGCUGCCACUCACUCCUUGUCGACGUCACCGAAAACUGUGAAUGUCAACCGGACGCGCGCGAAUAGAUACGGCUCGCUUACAGAUACACAGACCGACAUAUCGGAUGUUUUCUGAGUUAAGGCCCCUGCUAUGGAAAGGGAUGUUUAAUUGUUUUGAAGUGCACGAUACCCCCACUUGCAGAAUGCAUUUACACUUUGACAGUUACUUCACAUUCCUGACUUGAUCGUAAUGAUGCAAGUUGAAUUAAAAGGACCGCAGAUGUUAAUAUUUUUUGUGAUAUUUUUCACUUAUUCCGGCCAUAUCGUUUUUACAAGGGGAAAUGUUUGGACUGAAUGGCGAAUGAUGAUCAAGGCAGAAUCUCGAGUGGAACUAUGUAUCUUAUAAUGUUUUCUUCAUAAUCGAAAAUCUACAUGAUAACACUCCAUGUUAAGAAAUAGAACUUUUGAUGUCUGGAAUGUCUUUGGCUGCUUUAGGUGUAACAUCAGCCACAUAACGUUUUUGAUAUUACAUUAUACACGUAGCUACUUUUUACUCCAUUCUUUGAAUUAUUAUUGAAGUCAGGUGCGUCAAAUACCCGGUAUUUGUUUUUCAAGUGGCCGUAAGUGGGAAGGUCUGUCAGCAACCUGCGGAUGGUCAUGGGUUCCCCCCCUCCCCCCCCCCACCAUAAUACUGGCCGCCCUCGUAUAAGUGAAGUAUUCUUGAGUACGGCGUAAAAGACCAAUCAAGUAAAUAAAUCAAUCAAAUAAGUUUACGGCGUUAUAUUUCUUGCAAAUAAAUUCGCACCCAGCUGGUUUUGAGAUGUAUGAUAUAAAUUUAGCAAACGCUACACAUAGAAGCUGUCUGAGCAGUAAGAUAAGAAUAUUAAAAACAUGCGAUAUUGUACAUAACAGUGGAAUGAAAUUUAUUGUCUUAAAAUGGAAAGCGUUCACGCCAUGAAUUCGAUAUGUAUCAAGAGUGUGUGUGUGGUUUAACGACUUAUCGUGUGUCAUAUCGAUUGCAUCUACUAAGCACCGUCAAGGUUUGCCCGAUACCCCGGGAAGAGUGGUGGUUUACUCUGGCACUCCACUAUGUUACCCAUACCAUCGAUGAUGUCAAAGAUGUAAAUGAUUGACGUUCAAUGUCUAUUAAAUAAAUAAAAUGGCGCUUCCCAAUUCUGGAUUUGAACAGUGAAAUGUUACAGGACAAAAUGACAUGGAUUUUAGGAUGCUGUCUGUAGACCUAUAGAAGUGAUUUCGUCUCUUGUAUUUGCUGUGCACCCUCUAAAUAUUGUGUUAACUGAACAUUUCAUAUUAGUGUCAAAAUAAAUUGACAACUUGGAAGUUUUGUACAUUUGUAUAUUGAGUGCAUUUUAUGAAAUAUGACUGUUCACAGAUUUUGGCAUUGUUUAGACAGAAUUUUGGAUGAUACCAACCUAUAUAGAUAUUUCUCAACUAGAGGUACAUAUUUAUUGAGGACCAUAAUACAUAACUGGGCACAUUAAGAACAGGAUUAAGUAAAGUGAAAAUAGUUUGAUACGGCGUAACGAAAUUAACGAUAGUGUACUGAUUGGGUGACUCACCGAUUGAUUGGGAGAGUGCACCAUUAAUGGCGUCACACCUAUAAAGACUACAAAAAGUCGUGACAUUAAGGCUUCCAUUACAGCAGUAGUCACAUUUCAUUUCCUAGAUACAAUUGUGAAAAGAUUGGAUUGCUCAGUUGGAUCUUACAAGAAAUACUUUUAAAGGGGCAAUAUUGCUAUAUGUCGUUCGAAUAUACACUCAAACAAUUAAAAUCUUCUAAUUUAACAGAAAGUCUUUUUAUGAGAGUGAUGCUAGAAUAUAUUCUGUUAUUGCAGCAGAUUAUUCUGUUAAAUAUAACACACACAUUCUGUUAAUUCAACAUAACCACUGUAUUAGACUAACAGAA
Messenger RNA from Liolophura sinensis, 2849 nucleotides. RefSeq lists its product as uncharacterized. The record is from RefSeq and is a predicted model, not a curated record. NCBI's taxonomy places the organism in Eukaryota, Metazoa, Mollusca, Polyplacophora, Chitonida, Chitonidae. Bases 468 to 1058 code for a protein of 196 amino acids. The transcript has 7 exons.